Molecule: messenger RNA, 816 nt
Organism: Penicillium angulare
Lineage: Eukaryota; Fungi; Ascomycota; Eurotiomycetes; Eurotiales; Aspergillaceae
Exons: 1
Coding region: 1-816 (271 amino acids)
Source: RefSeq, a predicted model, not a curated record
AUGAUGUCCUUUCAAGACUUCCUUCCGUCCGACACACCCAAGUAUAGAUAUAAGAGUUACGACGAAUGUCUUCAACUUUUCGAAGAGAAGUACGAUGAGCUUAAGUGUGAAGAAGAUCCGCUUGGACAGGCGUAUAACCCUUAUUUCAUCAUGGAUGUGGACGAGUGCUCCUUCCUGGACUGUUUUGUAUACUCGGGGGAAAGACUACUGACACUGUCUUGGGAAAUCUAUGACCAUGUCAGCCAGUCCACACUAUUGAGAAUGGAAUCCUCCCAGCACGCUGUUGCCAUCGGGGCUUUUACUACUAUCUUCUCUGCCUGGGCCAGGACAGUUCCCCCCGAGGUAGAAAAUACUAGCACCAGAACAGUCCGUGGCGCUACCCGAACCAAACGAGCCGACAUAUCAUGGGCACCAAAAAACAUGCCGCGUGGGCUUUCCCACAAAUGGCCAACUUUUGUUGGCGAGGUAGCUUGGUCUGAGCCUCGGUCGAAAUUGAUAGCUGAUAUGAAGUUCUGGUUGAAUGAUCCGGGCAGUUGUGUGAAUGCCGCGAUUACCAUCAGUGUGCUCCGUGGCCGAAUUUUGAUUGAGAAGUGGGAGACAUCUGGCAAUCAGACUCCAUCGCCAUCCCAAGCACUCGAGAUAUGCCGCAAUCCGAAGCACGGUUUCCCUCAAGUCAGUGGCAAUUUGUCCAUCAACUUCGCGGAUGUUUUUUUGAGGAAUCCUGACCCUGAAAAGGGGGAAGAGGAUUUCAUUCUUACUGAAACUGAUAUGCAUGAAAUGGCGGACCAGGUUUGGUCAUUUCAAUAUGAUUCCUAA